Penicillium cinerascens is the source of this 3474-nucleotide messenger RNA. Its product is annotated as putative C6 transcription factor. The record is from RefSeq and is a predicted model, not a curated record. The coding region runs from base 1 to 3474 and encodes 1157 amino acids. Gene Ontology annotation, molecular function: DNA binding; zinc ion binding; DNA-binding transcription factor activity, RNA polymerase II-specific. The transcript is spliced from 8 exons. Gene Ontology annotation, biological process: DNA-templated transcription; regulation of DNA-templated transcription. Lineage: Eukaryota; Fungi; Ascomycota; Eurotiomycetes; Eurotiales; Aspergillaceae.
AUGCCCGGUCGCUCAGGUGUCCAGAUUAAGGAUACGGUCAUCGGCUUCGGCACCGGUCAGUUCGUUCCCCGCAAUCGACCUUCCGCAUUUCGCAUCUCGCAUUUCGCAAGUUGUGACACAGCCCUCCACUCUCAAUCUACUUCCGGCAGGACUAUGGACCUCAGUUCUUCCAAUGUCCUGUCGAUGUCGGGCCUUUCUUCCGUGAGCGCAUCGGCGCGUGGCCCGACCGGAAGUCGUCAGAUUACCCGGAACCGGGCGAGCUACAGCUGCCACGCAUGUCGCCGGCGCAAGGUGAAAUGCGACAAGGUACACCCAAUCUGCGGGAACUGUGCGAAGACCGGAGCCGAAUGCGUGUUUGAUGUGUCGUCGCUAAAGCGGGAGGAUGCGCGCGAUGACCCUUCUCGAAGUGGACACGGAGUGAAGCGAAGGAGGGGAACCCCGCGAAAAUGGGAGGACGACGUGGACGAACUGCAGUCAUUAUAUGGACAUUUGAGGCAGGCCGAGUCAUCGCCGGACCAAAAAUCAGAUCCCCGAGCAAUCGAGGCUCGGCUGGACAAGUUAAUGUCGAUGAUCGAACGACUCGGUGGGACUAGCCAGGCUCUCGAAGCGGCAGAGAAGCAGUCGGCCGCUUCGACCGCUGGGAUGGAGUCAGCCCUCAUGGAGGAAUUGCGACAGAGCAAUGCUCGGAAUGAGAGAUCCGUUUCUUCGCGGCAAGCCAGUCCGCGUCGCGCCGUUGCAGAGUCAAGUGGCGACGAGUUUCCUAUCCCGUCUGGCCAAGCAACUGACUUGGUCGAUCCGGUCGGAAGUCUGAACCUCGGGCAUCUGAGUCUGGAGGAUGGCGGGAAAUCGAGAUACGUGGGAACGACAUACUGGGCCUACAUCUCCCACGAGAUCAACGAUCUUAAUCAAUUGCUGAGAGAUCAAAACCGGUCGCAUGAACAACAACCUUCGGAUAAUGUUAACGAGGAUGAUCUUCUCAGCAACGGCCGCCGACCGUGGAAACAGUCGAUUGAUAGCUCAACCUUCUCGACUUCGUCGCGUUCCCCCCGCGGUUCCUUCCAUCAAUCCAUUAUCUUUCCUUCCGGCGACUCCCCGUCCGUGAAUGAGAAAGUUGUCGAACCGGAGAUGCUCGAGCAUGUUCCGUCCAGACGCCAGAGCCACAUCCUGUAUAAGGCCUUCAUGUCUGGCAUUCAUGCCAUUAGUCCCGUCAUCCACCCCCCGACGAUUUUGAAACUUUACAAUGCCUUCUGGGACUGGUACGACUAUAGUAGCUACUCCGGAGAGCCAUGUCCAAAUCCUUCCUUUUUGCCCCUCCUGUACGCCAUCUGGUAUGGCGGCUCUGUCACGAUCUCAAUGCGAACGAUCAAGGCCGAAUUCAAUGUGCCGUCCCGAGUCCCGCUAUCGACUAUUUAUAGCGAGGAGGUUACUCGCUGGUUGACAAAGAUUUCCUUCCCUCGAAGCCCCUCUCUUCAGGGACUCGCGGCAUAUCUCAUUGUGCAGACGAUCCUGUCAAAAGAGGAAGAACCUCUGACUAGCAGCUUAUUCAUUAGCCUUGCGAUGAGAGUGGCACAGACCAUGGGUCUACAUCGCGACCCGGCCAAAUUUGGAAUCGAGCCCUGUGAGGCAGAAUAUCGGCGCCGAUUAUGGUGGCAUAUCAUUCACAUGGAUGGCGUGGUGGCAAUGUCCAGUGGGCUACCUCCUCUGGUCAGCGAUGAAAACUACUGGGAUGUCCGGGAAACGAGCGAAGUUAAGGACACUUUGCUCGGUACGCCAGCAGCUGAGCGAUAUGAGCAGCUACUGGCCACCAAGCAGCGACUGCCGGACAAUCCUGACGACCCAUCUCUCGGUGGUGGACCGUCGAUGGUGAAUGUAUUUUACCUGAACGCCAGAGGAAAAUACAUUAUGGCUCGCGCCGUUCGCCGGAUUCUGAAGAUUCAGCUGGGUACAAAACCAGUGACUCGCAGAGAUAUGGAGGAACUCCGGGCAAUUCUUCUCGAUCUUCAGCUCAAGCUGAAAUCUAUAGUGGAUAGGAUUCCCGAAGUCAGGGCAACCGAUAAUGCUUCGACAUCUUCUGGUCGCGCCUUGUCCAUGGCCAAGUCUCCAGCUGACGCUUGGUCUACCGAGAACGAGGUCCCCGGUGAAGGUAUAAAUGGCUGCCCGGAGCAGUACCACUCCCCAGUCCAUUCUUCAUUCCACAAAUGGGCCAGGAUCAUUUUAUUACUGUACAUUGACAAGGCAUUCUGCGUCGCUUACCAACCUUUCCUCAAGAAUGCCCGCAGUCGUAUUUGGCCAGCUGCACGACAAAGCGCACUUCGUCACUGCCAUGGGUUUAUGGAAAAGUUCAUUCAGCUGGCGACAGACCCUGACUUCCAACCGUUCCAAUGGAGCUGGCCUGGCAACCACCAGCCGAUGCAUGCAACAAUGAUUAUGCUCAUCGAUCUAUACGAACGACCGUAUAGCCCGGAAGCAUCCAAGUCUCGCGCAUUUAUCGAUCGCAUCCUGGCUCUGUCUGGCCCGGAUGGAGGUGUUGUAGGCGGCGAAGACGGUGUCUCUACGCAACGACCACUCAAAGAUGGCGGCCGCGAGGCCUGGGAUAUGAUCCGCCGUCUCCGUCAAAAAGCCUGGCAAAAGGCCGGUCUCAACCCACAAAUGCUCUGGACUGAACAGGACCAAAUCCAAGCCGGCGUCGCGUCACCAGCUGGAGAACCGCAGAGACUUCGUGGUCCAUUCUACUCGGGGCCUGAGUCUCAGGCAGCAUCAGCGACGGCACCGAGCCAACCUACUGCUCCAGAUCAGCAGUUGUCGGACUUCAAUAAGGUCUUCUACAACAUGACUCGCUCCCAUCUGCUUCCAAACCCCGCUGUCUCAACGGCUUCACUCAGACCCAGUCCUCUCCGAUACUCCUACCAACUGCCUCCCCCGAACCAAACCUCUUCUCAGGCAGCACCUCAAUAUAACCCCACGCCGGCAGCUGUCACCAUACCAGGAACCGGUAACAUGGCUGCUACGUCUGCCAUGGCAACAUCACCGGCGACAUCCACUUUGGCCAGCUCCCCUGCGACCCACUCCCCCACUGCCCCUUCCACCAUUCCUGUAUCCCCUCGGCAAGCCAUCCCCAACAUUAACACCCCACCAAUGCCUUUCAUGGAUCCAGUUUCACCUGCUCCGCCCGGGGGACUCCCCACGCCACCCUCCAUGGUGGAUCCUAACCUCAACUUCGACUGGGAUCAGUGGGAUGCGGUGUUUGGACAGCAUCUCCCUAUCGCUGAUGAGCUCAUGGAACUGGAUCCCGUCUCCGCAUUGGAGUUUGACAACCUUGCAGCUCCAUCUGGGAAUACCCCCGCCGAGGUUGGAGUCAAGAGAUUCCAGGCGGUAUCCACAUCUGGCGAUGUUGGUCUCCCAUCUGUCUGGACAGACCAGGGCUCAUUUAAAUCUGAAGGGGUAUCCUCGAGCGAUUGGACCGGGUAUUGUUGA